Messenger RNA from Alosa sapidissima (American shad), 1550 nucleotides. RefSeq lists its product as uncharacterized. The transcript is spliced from 3 exons. Bases 143 to 1243 code for a protein of 366 amino acids. Lineage: Eukaryota; Metazoa; Chordata; Actinopteri; Clupeiformes; Clupeidae. The record is from RefSeq and is a predicted model, not a curated record.
CCCAGGCUCGUCACAUUACUGUGAGCAUGCCAGGAAAGCACUUCAGAAGAACUAAAAGCUGAAGCUUACCUGAAAGAAUUACUACAAACCUCAACAUUGCGAAGGUGCACUCCUCUCGAGUAGCCAACCAAAAGGGUGAAGUAUGGCAUCUGUGUUCACUAUCACUACUGGUGAAACGCUGAACACCCACGAAAGCUUCAAGUCACAUCUCCCUUGGUGUUCGUUCAAAAAUGUGUCUAACAUCACAGACUGUGAUGUCAUCCUUGCUUUCUGCCCAGUCACAUCUCGAGUUGGAAUUAACAUUGUGGCCGCAUUGCAAGACAUUCCAGAGGGCAAACCUUUAGCGUUGGUAGUGCUUCAUCACACAUUUGACAGCAACUACGCUUUGCCCGACACAAAGAGGUUCAUGAAGCGGCCCGACUCCAUCAUUGUGGACUGCCUGUUCACUGAUGAUGGACUGAUGAGAUGCCCUUGUAAUGAUGACGCAGUGCGAGCUGUCGCCAAGUUCCUGCGGCAACACCAAAAAAGCAGUCUGAGAGGCAAGCUGGCCCUGGGCCUGGUCGCCCUGAUGUUGUUCUAUGUGGCAGUUUCCACUUUCACAGACUUCACAUUAACAACAAAUACAUCACAUGACAAAAACAGGUCAAGCAUUUCUGACAAAACAAAGAGAACAAACGUAUCACAGAGAUUUAAACCAUUUAUGUUAUUUUAUGUCAAAUACAAGGCAAAAAACAAAUGCUUUCUGGGUGUAUGGGGGACGCGACAGUGCCAAGCUAGGUAUACCACCCGACAGCUAGCAGCUGAGAUAAUUCAUGCCAAGAAAGAAGUUGAACUGAACAUGCAGUACAACUAUAAGGAAUUGGAGGGGAAAGUAACUCAAAUACAAAAUUCUCACAAGGAAGAGGUCAAAACCUAUAAGAAAUUGGACAGGGAAAAAAAUGACAGAAUUAACUCUCUAGAGGAAGAGGUAAAAACCUAUAAGAAAUUGGACAGGGAAAAAAAUGACAGAAUUAACUCUCUAGAGGAAGAGGUAAAAACCUAUAAGAAAUUGGACAGGGAAAAAAAUGACAGAAUUAACUCUCUAGAGAAAGAGGUCAAAACCUAUAAGGAAUUGGACAAGGGAAAAAAUGACAGAAUUAACUUUCUAGAGGAAGAGGUAAAAACAAUUCGUUUUGGAUUUGGAAUCUUAUCUCUGAUGUGUAUAAUUCUUGUUGUAUGUUUGUGCUUUGCAUGCUCUAAAUGAGCAUCAUUACUCAUUGCCAAAGUGACUAGCUGAGCAAAUUCAAAUUUGCGAAAACACUUGACGGAAGAUGCAUGCAAAGAAAAGGAAAAGAGCUUCAGACAGAGGGAGGGGGAGUUUUGUAGAGAAAAAGCAUCAGGCUUGCCUGGUGUCCCUUUAAUAGGUGCUGCUACACCACAUGUAGGGUACAAUGAUAUGCUUCCAAGUAAAGUCAGUCAUAAAAACUAGGUCUAAUUCAAGACUCUAUUCCUCAGUGGUUCCAUGUUGGUGGAAUGAGUUGCCCAGUGCUCUCCGUUCCUGUGGUAGUUUU